AUGGAGUCAGCUUCAGGCCUGGUAGUAACAAAUGAGCCUCAGUCAAUACCAGACUCACUGAAGCCAGAAAAUAUCAAAAAUGGGGAAUCAAAGAUACAAGGUCUUGGCCUGUGUGAACUGAUUAUCAGUAGAAUAUGGAAUGGUAGUGAUGGACCUGAACUUGAGGUCUUCUUAAACAUUUCAGAAGAAGAUUAUAUGUAUGUUUUGGAUGUUAUCAGAUCUGAUUGCAAAGUGGUUCACAAACUGUCAUAUACCCCUCACCUUCAAAAACUCAUUGCCACCCUGCCUUCACCAAUUUAUGAAGCAAACCUGGUGCCUUUGUGCACUGCAAUGGGGAUUGUCAUCACUUCUUUCACUAUCCCUGAAGACUUUGAGGUUUUCUUACCUAUCCACAUGGUGUGUAUGGUAGAUGCACUCACUACAUCAGAUCUACCUCCCAACAAGAGAUACCAGCUUGGAAUACCAGACUUAGUACUGAUGCUUCAGACCUGUGAUGAUGAUAUCCUUCCAUUAUGGCUGUUUGAGGUGUCUAUUUCUGAGACCUCCAAAAGUGCCAUUGAGAAGCUGCAGACCUAUGGUGAUCAGAAUGAGAAUAUCAUAGCUGCCACCCACAUUAGUAUCAUUGAAGGCCAGAAACAUGAUUCACCCAUGUAUGAAUGGGGCCCUGAGAAGGAGCUUGAUCAGAGGGGGGUUCAGAUUAAAGACUUGGCACACUUGGAAGAUGUUACCAUUACCACAUGGGUCCACCCUCAUAACAAGCAAUUGGACUUGAAUAUUUGUCAGUAUGCAUAUUAUGCCACCAUGGUACUCUACCCUUAUCAAGACAAUCAGGGAUUAGGGAAAGUUGAAUACAUAUUCCAAUGCAUGCUGGAGAGAGUCUGCAAUAAGGUUGUCAGCUAUUUGCAGACUGAGCAUGCAUAUAUGUGA
Suillus subaureus is the source of this 927-nucleotide messenger RNA. RefSeq lists its product as uncharacterized. The coding region runs from base 1 to 927 and encodes 308 amino acids. The transcript is spliced from 6 exons. Lineage: Eukaryota; Fungi; Basidiomycota; Agaricomycetes; Boletales; Suillaceae. The record is from RefSeq and is a predicted model, not a curated record.